Nematolebias whitei (Rio pearlfish) is the source of this 1328-nucleotide messenger RNA. It is a transcript of the gene steep1, whose product is annotated as STING1 ER exit protein 1. The coding region runs from base 146 to 823 and encodes 225 amino acids. The transcript has a single exon. NCBI's taxonomy places the organism in Eukaryota, Metazoa, Chordata, Actinopteri, Cyprinodontiformes, Rivulidae. The record is from RefSeq and is a predicted model, not a curated record.
CGGAAGUCGUUUCUGUUUGAGCUUCCAUUUUUUUUUUCUCGCUGUGAACACAGACUUGCAUAAGCGUAUAUACGUGUUUAUUUUUAUGGCUGUGAACGUUUAACAGGUCGGUACUUUAAACUGAUCUUGAGUGUCGGAACCGAACAUGCCGAAGGUCGUGUCCAGAAGUGUGGUGUGUUCCGACACCAGAGACCGAGAGGAGUACGACGACGGAGAAAAGCCCCUUCAUGUUUACUACUGCCUGUGUGGUCAGAUGGUUCUGGUUCUGGACUGCCAGCUAGAAAAGUUGCCCAUGAGGCCUCGGGACCGGGCCCGGGUCAUAGACGGGGCCAAACACGCGCACAAGUUCUGCAACGUGGAGGUGGACGAGAACGCGUUCAUAAAGCGAGCCGAGGGCAUCGAGAGGCAGUACCGCAAAAAGUGCGGCAAGUGCGGGCUGCUGCUCUUCUACCAGCACCAGGAGAAGAACAACCCGGCCACCUUCAUCGUGGACGGAGCCGUCGUCAAGUUCGGGCAGGGCUUCGGGAACACCAGCGUCUACAACCAGAAGCAGCCGGAGGCUCCUAAGAAGGUUCGGGUGAUGAUGACCAAGAGGACCAAAGACAUGGGCAAGUUCAGCUCCGUCACCGUGUCCACCAUCGACGAGGAAGAGGAGGAGAUCGAGGCCCGAGAGGUGGCCGACUCCUACGCCCAGAACGCGAAGGUGAUCGAGAAGCAGCUGGAGAGGAAGGGCAUGAGCAAGAGGAGGCUGCAGGAGCUGGCGGAGCUGGAGGCCAAGAAGGCCAAGAUGAAGGGGACACUUAUUGACAACCAGUUCAAGUAAAGCAGCGUGAGACAGACUGGGACAUCCUGCAGCUCCUCUACAUCACUUUGUUAGGAGAGGACGCUGUGGACAGAGCUGAUGAUGUGAGGCCUCUGAGCAGAGACAGAUGCUGAAGUUGCUUUAAAGUUAUUUUCUAUAAAAAUUAAACAGUUUGGUAAUUUUAUUAAAAUAUCUUCUUGUUGUUUUCAAGCUGUGAAAGCAAAAGCACCAAUCUGUUUGAAAAAGUGACGGUAAUGACUUUAAAUGUGUGAUGAAGUAAAGAUUGAUUUUCUCAACAAAAGGAGAACCCAUGUUGAUUUGAAUUUUUAAAUUGUUUCAUUAAUCUUAUUUGUGUCAAAUAUAAGUACUAUCAUCUUUUAAUUCUGUAAAGCUUUUUUUUUUUUUUCUCCCCAAAAUGUUGCCUCAGGUUUCAAGGACACGUAUUGACUUUUUUCCCUGUAAAAAAUAAAACAAAUUGUUUAAAAGGUUUUUGCCACACCAAAGUGCAUUGAUGUAUAUGAGCAUG